Molecule: messenger RNA, 252 nt
Organism: Encephalitozoon cuniculi GB-M1
Lineage: Eukaryota; Fungi; Microsporidia; Unikaryonidae
Exons: 2
Coding region: 1-252 (83 amino acids)
Source: RefSeq, marked provisional
AUGCAGAUGCGGUAUAAACUGGUUCUUGCAAGGAAGGAUGCUCGGAUUGAGGACGGGGUGCUAAAGGGAUUUGUGCAAGAUGUCAUGAGGAGCUUUGGAGGUCUUGACUUGCUGAGCAGGGUUGAUGUGCGAUGUAGCGGAGGCGUCGUUGCCAUUGAAACAGACUCUAAAACCUCGCAUGUUGUGCACGGGUCUUUGUUUUUCUGCGGCGAAUAUAAGUCCAUUGGAUGUGUGUUUGAGCGAGUUGAUUAA